This is a messenger RNA of Endocarpon pusillum Z07020, 3165 nucleotides long. RefSeq lists its product as uncharacterized. The transcript has a single exon. Gene Ontology annotation, molecular function: GTPase activator activity. Gene Ontology annotation, cellular component: SIN/MEN two-component GAP complex; mitotic spindle pole body. The record is from RefSeq and is a predicted model, not a curated record. Bases 1 to 3165 code for a protein of 1054 amino acids. NCBI's taxonomy places the organism in Eukaryota, Fungi, Ascomycota, Eurotiomycetes, Verrucariales, Verrucariaceae. Gene Ontology annotation, biological process: mitotic spindle orientation checkpoint signaling; regulation of Ras protein signal transduction.
AUGGAGCCGUUGACGCUCAAACCACGUCAGCCUGUGAAUGAUGAGAUCGAGCGCUGGGAUGACGAUGCGGACUUCGACGGUGUCGAUGACCUACAAAUCAGAACAGCCUCAACUGCAACUUCAUCGACUAGCUUUUCUGCUGCGCCUCAUCACAGAGACUCAAUGUCAUCUCGAAUGUCUAUGAGAUCCGACCUCGACUCCAACAACGGUGACGAAGAUUGGCAGGUUCUGCUUCCAGAUGACGACCAAGCUUCCGCAAAAGAUGCAAUCGCUGUAGCCAAAAGCAAGGGCAUCCCAAUACCUUCCGACGUACCCAAAUCAGCGCUACAAGGUGGCACCAUUCGAAGACUGGGUGGCAAGAAAAUCAAGAGAGCUCUGGGUGACGAUUGGUCUGAGGAUUUAGAGUUACCUGGGUUUGGUAGUGAGCUCAAACUCACCAAAACCGAAGGGAAAGAAUACCCUGAUACUCUUCGACAAAUCAGUGCAGCUUUCCGUAAAAGCCCGGUCGGAAGCCCGUUCAAAUCAAUGGCUCAGAACGCUACAUCAACCAAAGCGAUAGCGGCUCCAGUCAGCCUCGAGCAGUUUCGAGACAAUGACGAUGACGACGAUUUUGGCGAUGUGCCUACAAUCAAGGUCGCGAAGUCCAGAGGCCCAAACAAACUGGUACAGAUCACCCAGCCUCAAACCAAGACCACCAAGAAAGACAAUGAGAACAUUGAAGAGGGCCUAGAGAUUCCCACCGAGGGUGAACUGAAACUUGCUCCACGCAAAGAGCCGCCACGGACUCCACAGCAGGAUGAAGAGAUCGAUAUGGAGUGGGCUGAAGGAAGUCUGGGUACGCGCCAUGGCGGCACAAGACGCGAUCUCCGGUCCGAUCCAAACUCAUCCGUCUCUGCGCUUAGCCCUAGCGUUUCAAGCUGUCUGACAGCCGAAAGUGAGGAUGACGGUCUGGAUUGCUUGGUGUUACCGUCUGGGCCUCUCAAAUUCGAUGAAGUGCUCAAGAAGCGGCAGCAAAAUCAUUCACCAGAUGCAUCCCACUAUUGUGACGAGCAGCACGCAGGGAAGAGAGCUGUAGCUAAGGAUGACUUCUUUGCCGACUUUGAAAUUGGAGAUGGGGAUGUCUUCGAUUCAGGCAAAUUGACGCUCAACCGUAACGUCAAGCACCAAACUCAGCGGACCACCAGCCCACCAAAACGUCCUGCCACGACCCUCACAUUCACCAACAACAAAUCUCAAGCGAACUCGACUCGAAUUCCACGGCCUCAUGGAGGUCGUGAAAGGCCUCGAUCGACACUCGAACCUGUUUCGGAAAGUGGUCCUACUGCUGCGCGGUUCAGAAGACCAGAGUCUCGUCUCAGUGGUCACAUAGCACAAUCAUUGGUAUCUAGCAUUCCUGCUCCGUCCCUGCCUUCAGCGCCGUCCACCCCUAGCCGACGAGGCCUUCGCCAUCGGGAUUCUGGGGAUAUUCUUCGAACCGAAUCUGUCACGACUACCAAUGCACAACUCCUUCGAUCAAAGCGUUCGAUGCCAGUGAUGCGAGGUAUGCAAUCGCCAACUAAGCAACAUCCAUAUCCCCGACCCCCAUCACGUAACGAAAUGGGAGGCAUCACAUCUCGACUCAAUUUCCCACCGCGACCGAAGACACCAACUGACCGCUCUGAGUCGCGCCUUGGAGAUGCCAGAAAACCGGCCUUUCUCCCUGCUGGUGUAUCUAAUUCCCAGUCGCAACAUGGCAGCAUGAAGACAACCACUACACGCAACAUUCGCCGGCAUGACUCAGCUGAGUCCCACGAGAGCGGUGCGAUACCAUCAAGACCGUUCUCUCGCCUCACACACCGCCCUGAAACUCCUGGCCGUGCACGAAACGUGGCUCCCCUGGAACUGACGCUCGCUGCGAAGAAGCCGAUCACAAAGCCAACUCGAAGACGAAAUUUUGGUGAUGGUACCGAGCUCGAGAUCUUUGAUGACCUACCAACAUCAGCGACAAUCGAAAGCAAAUUCAUCAAGCAACCAAUUGGUCGUGGCGCACCUAAAUCCAUACGCAACAAGCUUGGGCAGUCUCAUAUUGGUGGGUCGUCUUCCUCUCUUGCAUCACGAACCGAGACUCCCAUGCCAUCGACUCCUCUCAGCCCCACCAAACAAAUGUAUCCAGAUUUCACGCCACGCUUCGCACGAGAAACAGCCGCGAGCCGCAAUGCCAGAGAACAGCGCAAUCCUUCAGUCUCCAUCAAUGCCGCUUUACGCGAACCUCUUCAUUCCAUCAGAGAAGGCGGACCACUUGCCCCGCUCAGUACAAACUGGAAAGCCCACGUCAUGGCCCGCAGCAACGCCAAUGGCCUCGCCUCGCCUACGCUCCGGAAGAAACACCUCAACAACAAGAAGGAGCCCCAGAAACCACAACUCAUUAAACCUAUGGGCAGCGGUAUACAAGAACCCAAAGCCAUUAAAGGAAUGCAAUACAACCCCCUUCUCUUCAAAUGGGAAGGCAAUGAGAACGCCCUUGCUCCAUUCGAUGUUCCCGUUUCUUCAAGUACUGGUGGCUCGCCGGUCAGGAGUCGCGAUAGUAAUGGACAUAGCCCCAAACACUCCAGUGUUGGCCAGCCGGCGCUCAUUACGAAUGUUGGACAGGUAGCUACGGGAGUGCAGGUAGUGGGUGGAAUGGUGUUUGAUCCGAAAAGAAUGUGUUGGUUGAAAAUGGCGCCUAGUCAGGGGCAGGGGCCUGGUAGUAGGUCACAGGGCGGCACUACAGGCUUGAGGGGCGGUCUCGCUGCGGUGGGGAGUGUCCAAUUAGAAGAAGAAGAGGAUGUGUUUGCUGGAUUAGAGGAUCUGAAGGAGGAAGAUGAAUUGACGAGUGGGAGUUUCAGAAGUGGUGGCUUUAGCGGUGCCGGGGCAGCUGGAGCGAAUGGUGGUAGUGGAAGGAAAGUAUCUGACGGAUCAGCGGAUGGAAAGGAUGGGAGUGGAAGUGGAGAUGACGGGUGGUUGGUCAGCGAGGAGUUUGAUGUCGGACCGGAGUUUGUCAAGAGGCAGCGCAAUGAGGAGGAGAAGUGGAAGAGGAAGGUGGAGAAAUGGUUGAGACCCGAUGCUAACGUUGAGGAUCGGGGAACGGGGUCUUGGAGGUGGGCUAUUAGAGAUGUGGUUUCCAGUCUGCAACAGGGUGUGCAGUGA